This is a messenger RNA of Anneissia japonica, 2959 nucleotides long. Its product is annotated as HEAT repeat-containing protein 3-like. The record is from RefSeq and is a predicted model, not a curated record. The transcript is spliced from 17 exons. Gene Ontology annotation, biological process: protein import into nucleus; ribosomal large subunit biogenesis. NCBI's taxonomy places the organism in Eukaryota, Metazoa, Echinodermata, Crinoidea, Comatulida, Comatulidae. Bases 161 to 2128 code for a protein of 655 amino acids.
CAGUCUUCGUGUAACAUGUGCGGAGAGGAUAGUUAUGUAUGGUACUGAGCUGAGUUAUUUUUAACAAAAUUCAUGAAUUUUGGUAGCUUUUGUACAAUAAUAUGAAAUCUACGUAAGCUGAACGAUGCACGCGUGUUUAAUUAUGUAGAAGUUUCUGUGGAUGACGAUGGGUAAGAGUAAAAAUAAAAGGUUCAAAUCGAAAAAGCCCAGGCCAACUGGACUGCCGAGUGUGAAAGAAAUGGAGGAGUUGGAUGAGACAGGGGGAGCAGAUUCCGUGGCAGCUGGCGGUGAUAUCAAACAAAAUGCUCUUAAUAUGUUCGAAAAGCUACAAAGUCCAUCAUCUGAGGACAGGGCUUGCGGAUGCUCCAGCAUCGCUAACCUAGUGAUGGACAAAACUGCUCUGCAGUUACUACUACAGCAGGGUGUGGUCAAGACCCUAGGCCCUCUAUUGCUGGACAAGAGUGACAUAGUCAGAGAGGGUGCUACAGGCUCUUUGAGGAACAUGAGUGUUGCAGGAGGUCAUGAGGUUUGUGAUAGGAUGAUAAGAGAUGAUGUCAUGACACCAUUGCUAGCACUACUUCAGCAGUAUGGAAAAGACUUGCCAGACGUUGUCUUGCAUGGUAGUGAUCACAGAGUUCCCAGCACCAGUAUACUGGAGCAGGCUCUCCAUCUGCUGUGGAACCUUUGUGAAAGUAGUAACAUAGCUGUGAGUAUAUUCAAUAAAGAAGACAUCUUGCCUUUAGUAAUACAUUGCUUCAAAGCUGAUGCUGUCAACAUGGCUCUAGCUACCACAGCAGCUCAGUGUUUACACACAAUUACUGAGGACAAUGAUCCUGUAGCCAGUGCGUUGAGCACGCCUGAAAUGCUAAGUGUGCUGGAGAAAGCACUUAUGAACCCAGGCAACAGUUCCUCCCAAUGUUUGUUUAAAACACUAACUGCAGGUAUUUUUUGUAACAUAAAGUCUAGACUUCCAGCGGGCAGCCAAGGCCAGACACUGCAGGCAUUGGUCAAGGUUUUGGCUCAAACAUUAGAAGCAGAUGCAACUCUGGAGGUUGCUUCAUUCCUUGAAACUCAUCCUGAAGAAAAUGGAAUCAAUGGAACUAGUAACAAGGAUGAUGGCAUGUCAGUAGACACAGAUACACUGAAGAUCAGUAAAAUGGAGGACUUAAAAAACUUACUACUUUGCCAGCAAACAGCACUCGAGAUCAUCUCAAACUUGUCUUGUUUUGAAGAUGAAGGUGACGACUGGGUGGAUAUGGACUGCAGUAGCAGUAGUAGUGAAGACAGUCAAGAAGACGAAGUUGAAACAAUGAAUGAAGAGCCAGAAAUUAUGAGCCCUCUUUGUUUGGCUUCUGAAAUACACAAUGCCUUGGUUGCACAGAGUCUACCAGUAAAGGUCUUAGCUAAAUUAUCAUUUCCGGAAAAACAGUUACUGGAGAAUUUGGAAGUCAGUACCAAAUACACAUGUUUAGCAAUAGGUUUGCUGCGAUUACAAUGCCGAGGACUGGUCUGUUUAAAUAAUCUGAUAACAGCGGUUGAACUGGAAGUGCUCGGCGGUCCUCCGGCCCUCGUUGUUGUCUGGGAGAAAUUGUUAGCGUUGGCACUCUCAGAUCACGUUCCCUCAGGAGAAGAAUUCUUGGAAGCAUUGACCAGUGCAUUGAGGUCAGUUAUACAAAAGAUGGCCACCGUCAAGCAGGCUCCACAGGGUUUGAAUCAGCACCAUGUAUCACAGCUCUGCAACCUUGGGAAGACUUCACCGUGUGAGGGUAUCCGCGUCAACAUCCUGGGCAUGCUGGGAAGUAUAGGCAGCCUAUUGGCAUUCGAAGAGAACGCAGAGCAAACAGUAGCGGCUGUAGGCAUUCAGCUGAUUGACAUCGCAACCAAAGAUCCAUCUAUAUGGGUGAUUGCCGAGGCACUGGACGCAAUCUUUGACACGUUUGGUGACGGGAAGACUGCUGAUGUGGUUGCAGAACGAAUCAAUCUGGUUGUGAAGUUAAGGAAUAUGGUCCCUCAACUCAAAUCUAAGAUGCGGCAGAACAAAGGCAACUUGGGUGACCGUCUUCCAAUCGUACAGAAUGCUAAGAUGAAUCUGAUUAGGUUCAUUAAGUACAAAGAAACACAACAAUGAAAACAUAAACAGAUUACUGUAUUAGAAAUUUAUUUAUUUAACCACUCUAAGGAUUGUCUACUGAUAAUUUUGUAACUCUAAUUUUCUACCAGCAAUAUACAAAAAAGCAGUUCAUACCUGUAUGUUGUGAGUACAGGUCUCCCUCCAAUAUAAGACCACCUCUCUAUGGUCCCAUAUCAACUAAUCUCUUUUAUCUGGUGUAUAUUACAGCUGAACUUGUCUAAUCCAAAAUGCCCUUGAAAUAUUUUUCGAUUUACAGAUUGUUAAUGGAAAACACGUCAACUUAGGCAAGUUUGACUGUAUCUUAUUAUUCUAAUUACAGACCAUGGAAACCCAGUCCCAAAAGUGGCCCUUAUUUGGAGGUAGACCUGUAUAUCAGUAGACAGUUAAGAUCUUUUAAAUUAUGAUUUAGCAUUGUACAGAAUUUUACCUAAUUUUUAUAAAGUAUUUACAUGAUGAAUUAUGCUUGUGACAUUUUUAUCAAAACCAUUGCCUGGUUAAGAGUUAUAAAAUUAUUAUGAAAUGUAACAAUUAAAGCUUAAAUAUUUAUUUGUUAUAUUAACAUAUAAAAACAAUCACAUUAGAAAUCGUGAUACUGUACUGUAUUCAAAGUUUUAUUAAUUAUUGAAGCGAGUGUGAGAGACUUGGAUAAAGCUUAAAAGUAAACAGCAUAUACUACAUUAGUUUAAAAAUUUUAAAUUAUAUAAAGGGAAGAAAGUCCACUGCUUCAAAACCAUUCAUUGAAUUAAAACAUUUAAAAUAUGUUCUAGUGCACAAUACCUAAUUCAAAGCACCCUAGGAUUUUGAUGCAAAUGAGGGUUAAUUUUUAAU